AUGAAUUUGGUGCGAUCGCUCCUUGACAACGGUCCCCGUCAUGUCGCGGCUGUUGCGAGCGAUGAGGUCUUCCCUCUACACUUCAUCGAUCGAAGCGCUAGUCUUCGAAACCCCAUACAUGUCUCAACCUGGUAUUUUAAUGAUGUUCUCGACGGAGACAAGCUUCAUCAAUCACUGGACCAUCUGCUUCACCUUGGCAACUGGAAGAAACUUGGCGGACGUUUCAGAUUAGACAAAGAUGGGAAACUCGAGAUUCAUGUGCCCGAGCAGUUUACAUCCGAUCGGCCAUCUAUACACUACUCGCACGAAAGCCUGCCCAUGCGAGCUGUGGAGCACCCCCUCGCCUGCAGAAUACCGAAAGCUUCAUCUCGACCUUCCUUUCACCCAGCAACCGAGGAGUUCCUACUUCCAUUGACCGCCAGGCCAGGAAUACCCCAUAACAUGGAAGAUUAUCUUUCGUCCGACGAGCCACUUCUAUCUCUUCGGGUCGUCGUAUUUCUCGAUGCUACUAUUGUUUCACUGGCCUGGCCACACGCCGUUAUGGACGCGGUGGGUAUGGCUUCUGUGAUCCAAGCUUGGUCGUUGGUUUUAGCCGGAAGGGAAAAUGAGAUCUUGCCAAUCGACGGCGUCAGAGAGGACCUCCUUUACCAAGCUACUUUGAAACCAGCAGCAGAAAAGUUUGCCCUUGAGCCAUACAUGCUCACUGGAUUCAGUUUUUACCUCUUAAUCUUCCGAUUUAUCUGUGACAUUCUGUUUGGCGGCCGCAGAGAAAAUCGAAUAAUCUACUUGCCACCGAGGUCUAUCCAGAAUUUGCAUUCUCAGGCGAUGUGUGAGAUCAACCUCCACAGGAAGGAGCCACUGAAAAUCAGUCGCAGCGAUGCGAUUCUAGCUCUCUUCUCAAGAUGCCUAGUUCUGGCACAGAAACGGCCUCUACUAGUCGUUGUCCCCAUGGACUUGAGGUCGCGGCUGAAGGAUAUUUUCCUCCCGAGCAUGUCCUAUCCGCAAAAUGCCAUCCAGGGCGGCCACUUCACCGUUAACGCGGAUGAAACGACCACUAAAUCUAUUGGGCAUCUGGCUUUAGCUUUCCGCCAGAAUAUCAUUCAGCAAGGGGGACGUCAACAACUCCUUGCCAUGUUAAGAUGCAAUCGAGAGAUUUCGGACUCGGGCGGUGACCCGGCGACUUUGUAUGGUCCAUCCAACGCUAUCAUCAUGUCGGCGACGAACCUGAACAAAGCAAAUCUUCUAUCAAUACCCGACUUUGCUCCGGCAGUUGUCCGUGCGAGGUGCAGAGAAGAAGCGACAGGUUCUCCUGGGACACCGUCUUUCUUCAAUACCUCCCAUUCGAAAAUGGCCUGGAGGCGGGGUAAUAUUCUUAUGAAUCUUGGAAUAGAUCAAGACGGGGGCCACUGGAUCUCGGGGUCGUUCAACAUCAGGACAUGGAAACAUGUGGAAGAGAGUCUAAGGGAUCUAUGA
This is a messenger RNA of Clonostachys rhizophaga, 1473 nucleotides long. The record is from the annotation of a GenBank genome assembly. Lineage: Eukaryota; Fungi; Ascomycota; Sordariomycetes; Hypocreales; Bionectriaceae.